AUGACUGCCAUUAUUAAAGAAAUUGUCAGCCGGAACAAAAGGAGAUACCAGGAGGACGGCUUCGACCUGGAUUUAACAUAUAUCUACCCAAACAUCAUUGCCAUGGGCUUUCCAGCAGAGCGACUUGAAGGCGUGUACAGAAACAAUAUAGACGAUGUAGUACGUUUUUUGGAUUCAAAGCAUAAAAACCAUUACAAAAUCUACAACCUCUGCGCAGAAAGACACUAUGACGCUGCCAAAUUUAACUGCAGAGUUGCACAGUACCCCUUCGAAGACCAUAACCCCCCUCAGCUGGAGCUGAUCAAGCCGUUCUGCGAAGACCUUGACCAGUGGCUCAGCGAGGAUGACAAUCACGUGGCGGCCAUCCACUGUAAAGCUGGCAAGGGCCGCACCGGGGUGAUGAUCUGCGCCUAUCUCCUCCACCGUGGCAAGUUCCUGGAGGCCCAAGAGGCACUAGACUUUUACGGCGAAGUCAGGACAAGGGACAAGAAGGGAGUGACCAUCCCGAGCCAGCGCCGCUACGUCUACUACUACAGCUACCUACUGAAGAACCAGCUGGAGUACAAGCCGGUGGCGCUGCUCUUCCACAAAAUGGUGUUCGAGACGCUGCCCAUGUUCAGCGGGGGCACCUGCAGAGACAGUACCGUUAAAAACAGGAGCGAGCCAACCCCUCAGGGCUUCAAGAAAGGGAAUUGGCAUUGGGAUCCCCAGUUCGUUGUGUACCAGCUCAAAGUGAAGAUCCACACGUCCAACCCUACCCACACCCGGCGGGAGGACAAGCACAUGUUCUUCGAGUUCCCGCAGCCACUGCCGGUGUGUGGCGACAUCAAGGUGGAGUUCUUUCACAAGCAGAACAAGAUGAUGAAGAAGGAUAAAAUGUUCCACUUCUGGGUGAACACCUUCUUCAUUCCCGGGCCGGAAGAGGGCGUGGAAAAGCUGGAGAAUGGCGCGGUCCAACAACAGUUGCAGCCGCCAAGCAGCGCAGACAGGGAUGGCGGCGACAGGGACUACCUCAUCCUGACGCUGACCAAAAAUGACCUGGACAAGGCGAAUAAGGACAAAGCCAACCGCUACUUCUCGCCAAACUUCAAGGUGAAGUUGUAUUUCACAAAAACCGUGGAGGAGCCUUCGAAUUCCGAGGCGAGCACUUCGACAUCCGUCACGCCGGACGUCAGCGACAAUGAGCCAGACCAUUAUCGAUACUCUGACACCACUGACUCUGAUCCGGAAAAUGAACCUUUUGACGAAGAGCAACAUUCACAAAUAACAAAAGUGUGA
Messenger RNA from Nerophis lumbriciformis (worm pipefish), 1278 nucleotides. The record is from RefSeq and is a predicted model, not a curated record. NCBI's taxonomy places the organism in Eukaryota, Metazoa, Chordata, Actinopteri, Syngnathiformes, Syngnathidae.